Molecule: messenger RNA, 1164 nt
Organism: Erythranthe guttata (spotted monkey flower)
Lineage: Eukaryota; Viridiplantae; Streptophyta; Magnoliopsida; Lamiales; Phrymaceae
Source: RefSeq, a predicted model, not a curated record
UCUUCUCAAAUUCCCAAAGAAUAAAAGCACAAUUCUCUUUGAGCCUAAUUCAAUAAAAUGGAUCUCUCCGAAAUUUUCGGUUUCUUGAUAAUCCUAAAAGAAACCCUAAAAAUCCUCCCGAAAAAUGGGAAACUCGUGGCAUCAAUCGCCUUUCUUUCACUCCUCCUACCUUCAGUCCUCUUCUUGUCAUUCGUUUACUUCUACCAAUCCCUCACCGCUUAUGUGUUCGCUUCUUACACAGACCCCGAAUAUUCCGAUAGUGAUAACCACGUGGUGAAAUACUUGGCACUUCUUCUUGCAGUCGAAAUCGCCUUCUUGUUAAUUUUUGUCAUAAUAUCCAGCUUAUCCAGCACGACAACUAUCCUCGUAUCGGCAUAUUCUUACACCGGCAAGAAAUUAGAUCCGAAAGAUCUUUUCUCGAGCAUCAAACGAACAUGGAAGAAACCCUUCUCUAGAAGAUUAUAUUCAUCAUCAUCGUCGUUAUCGUCACGUUUUCUUUCGAUCGCCGUCGUCUUAGCUAUUUUCUUAGUAUUCAUGUAUCCCAAUUUUAUGACAAUUUGUGCAUUCGUUAUUUUCGGGGUGAUUGUUUUUAUUUUCCAGCUGUAUUCGUCGGUUGUCUACGUUUUGUCGGUUGUGGUCUCAAUUGUGGAAGAUAGUUCGGGAGUGGAGGCGUUGGGGAAGGCCGAAAAGCUCGUUAAGGGGGGCCAGCGCCUCCAUGGAUUCACGCUCAACUUGUUCUUCAAUCUGGUGGCGGCGUCGGUUCUAAUAUUGCCGUGUUUAUAUUAUUAUAUCCGUAAAUUGUACGUGAAUAAUGUGAUGAUUUAUUACGGGUUGUUCUUCUUGAAUUUCGUCUCCUUGUUCAACAUGGUUGUUUCUAUGGCGUACACGGUGUUUUAUUUCCGGUGUAAGAAGCACCACGGCGAAGAAGAAGAUGAAGAAGAAGAGAUAGAUAUAACUAUUAAAGUUGGAGAUUUGCAAUACACUAAAUUACCUGUUUUGAGUAGUGAUGAUAUUCACUGAGGGUUUUGGCUUAUAUAGUAUUUACAUACACUCUUUGAUUUUCACUGAGUGUAUAUUUACCGUUGAUCUACACACACCAAUGUGGGUGUGUCUGUAUUUGUGUGUUUAUUAAUCAUGAUCAUAUAUCUGCUAUAUAAUUUGGUU